Messenger RNA from Cuscuta campestris, 4260 nucleotides. Lineage: Eukaryota; Viridiplantae; Streptophyta; Magnoliopsida; Solanales; Convolvulaceae. The record is from the annotation of a GenBank genome assembly.
CAUCACAUUCAAGAGUAUUUUCAGAAAAUAAAUAUCAAAAUACACUCCCUUUAAUUUCUUUAAAAGUCAAAAUUAGAAAGAUUUUACGGGAGUAGGGAGUAAACUCCAAUACUUUGUGAGUGGAGCGACUCUCUCCUUCCCAUGGCGAAGAAGAAAGGGCGUCCAAAGAAGAACGAUGAAUCGGUGAUAACAGAACAAAAAACACAAUCAGGGAAGGCUAUCGAGGAAGCAGGAAGCUCAGCUAAAACUCCAAAAGGAGGCGAAACACCGACGACUGAUGCGAAGAAAGUGCCCGAUUUUACUGAAUCUGGAUUGCCUGAAGAACCAGGAGAUGAAAUCAGAAUUGAGCAACAAGCUAAACCUACCUAUGCGAAAAUUCUUACAUCCACGGAGGUACAAACAAAUCUCAGUUUCUAUCAAUUUGAAGAAGUAAAUGGAAAAAGGAUUGCUAGGUUUACUGACGAGGAUGUGAUUGAGGAAAAAGGACUCUGGGACAAUGCGGUUAUCUGCUACAUCCUAGGAGCGAAUCCACCUCUGGAAAUCGUAAAAGGAUUUAUCGCCAGGAUCUGGAAGGAUUAUACAGUGGAUGAUGUGAGUUUCCAUAAAGAGGGCCAAUAUAUUGUAAUGUUUCAGAAACCUGAAGAUAGAGAUGAAAUUGUGAAAAGGAAAUACUACUAUUUUGACAAUAAACCGAUGUUAGUACAGAGAUGGAACCCUGGGAAACAGCUGAAUAUCCAGGAACUGAGUGAUGUCCCAAUCUGGGUCCAAUUUCCUAACCUUGAUAUGAGGUAUUGGAGUUUAUCAGGCCUGGGAAAACUGGGAAGUAUAUUGGGUAAACCUAUCAAAAGGGACAGAGCUACUGCAACCAGAGCAAAAUGGAGUUAUGCAAGGAUACAAAUUGAGGAUGAGGAUCACAGAAUCCUAUCAAAGCUGGAUAGGGUGCUUGUAAACAUUGAAUGGAUCAGGAGACAUAAUACCAAAACUAAAGUACUGAAUGAAGCGGGUGACAAGGGGUCCAAAAUGUUCUUUGCCUUGGCCAAGAAGAGGCAACUUAAUAAUUAUAUCAUGAGUAUUGAUGAUGAUGGGAGGGAAGUGGUAGGAACAGAAGCAAUAGCAGGAGUUCUUGAAGGUUUCUACAUCAAAAUGCUGGGAACCACCACCUCCACUAAAGAGAUUGAUAGGGGGAUAAUUGAAUCAGGAAGGACCCUAACUAUUGAGCAGCAGUUAGCAUUAGUGAAGGAGUUCCAGGCAGAACAGGGUGACCCAAUAUCUCCACUUAUUUUUGUGUUAGUAAUGGAGUAUCUCACAAGGAAGUUUCAUAUGGUUGCCAAAGAGGAGGGAUUCUCUUACCAUCCCAUGUGUAAAAGACUGAAUAUUGUAAGCCUAACUUUUGCUGAUGAUUUGAUCGUUGUGUGCAAAGCAGAUUGCAAAUCUGUCAGCUGUAUUAUGAAUGCUUUGGAGGAGUUUCAGCUAACCACUGGGCUGAGGAUUAAUAGGAGCAAAUCUGAAGUUGUGUUUGGGGGAAUAAGCCAUGAAACUGAACACAAGCUACUUGAAAUAACUAAUAUGAAGGAAGCCAUUAUGAAACUUAACUGGGACAUAGCUGAUAAGAAAGACAUCUUAUGGGUUGGGUGGAUACAUGCGAGAUACAUUAAAGGGGAUGACUUCUGGAGCUACAAGCCUAAACAAGACUCAUGCCAUUAUUGGAAGGAAAUGAUGAGGGUUAAGGAGAAGUUUACUAGUAUGCCUGCAAAUCUACCUUAUACCAUAAAUAGAGGAGGGACAGAAAUGGCAGAGCACCUUUUCUGGCAAUGUGAGGAAUCUAAAUCUUUGGCUGCUUUAGUGAUGAAGGACUUCAAUAUGCAAAUCUAUGAGGGAUCUGUUGAAGGUUUUGGGAGGGCAGUGCAUAUGAUACCAGGAGGGAAACAAAGGAAAAAGUGGAUUGUUGUAUGGGCUACUUGUGUUUAUCAAAUCUGGAGACCUAGGGUUUGGAUGAAGACGAUGGAGCGCAGAAGGGGCGAAUCAUCUUUCCUGUCUCGUGCAAAGAAGAGACGGCUAAGUGAUGGCGUUGCUUACAGCAUUUUUGUCGCCGCGGAUGAGGACGAAAUGGUCUCUGCGGAGCAGGAUGAUUGCAUUUUUGAGAACGAAGAAGAGGAAGACUUCCCCGUCGAAGAAGAGGGAAUCAUGGACGACGAGGUCGAUGAUGAAGACGAAGAGGACGAAGAAGAAGAGGGAAUCGACCAGGACGAUGAUGAUGAUGAUGAAGAAGAGGACGAAGAAGAAGAAGAAGACGAGGAGAGGGAAGACUCGGCAAAAGUUUUCCUGGUUGGGGAUGAUGUUUGGGAGUCCAAAGCCUUCUCCAAGUGGAGGGAAGCGAAUUGGGCUCUGUUUUCUUACGACAUUCCCGAGGGAGACUUUUACAGAGUAUCAGCAGCAUAUUUCAAGCCCUUGGAGGAUCCCCGUUGCGAAAGAGGAUCCCAAAGACGAUCGGAUGAGUUAAAGAGAAUGAAAAGCAAGAACAUCUUUUCUCAUACAUAUCAGGCAAUUCUACAAAUCUAAUUCAACUCUGUUUGGUACACAGAAUUCAAACUAUGAAAAUAGAAUAUGGAGAUAAGAAUUCCAAUUCUACUACUUGAUAGCACGAUAAUGAACGAGAAGAUAAUUUAUAAACGAAGGAAGUAAAAUUUAGGGGUUGACAUUGUACUCUAUUUCUAAUAAUUUAUCUAACACAUAAAAAAGACGCCAGAAACUUUCCAAGAGUAGACUUUCUAUCGGUCUUGCCUUUCGCUUUGUCGGAGGCAGAAGUUAUUUAAAGUCUGGCACUUUCCCUUCUUUGAGCUGCUGCAAGACAUUUAACUUUUUUCUUUUAAAGUCAAUUUGCAUUUUUUAUUAGAUCCAGUACUCUACGAAGGAGUCAUCGCACGUAUCCCUGUAAAUCACCCAAAGUAAUUUAAAAUUAGAAUAACUAACUAAUCCACCUCCCUACUUGAAACCAAAUGGAUUCUAACCUAAAAGCAAUUAAGUGACAAUAAAAUAUGACAACUAAAAAUGAAACUAAAUAAUAUAUAGUUUGUAUAAAUUAACUAAAAUGUAACAAAUACAAUACCUGAAAAUAACACGAACAAAAUAAUUAGUCCUCAAUGUUUACAUUUCUUCAUCACCACGAGAAUUUUUCUUGAAUGUUCUAUAAAUAACACCUUCAAUCGAGACCAUGCAUUUUGGUGCUCCCAAAUAAUACGAUGGGUAUUGGGACUGGAUGAGUCCUCGUGUAAUCCCAACAGCGUCUCUAGUACCGUUUGAAAUCGUAUCACUUCCGAUAACAUUUGAAACAAAAUGACAGAACCUUUGGCUUGACAAUAAUUAAUGAUUGCAAUCCCGUGGUCAUUAACAAACCAUGAACUUGCUAUAUCAUUCACUGCGCUAAUAAUAGCAUCUCUACCUAACGAGAUAUGCUCUCUUGUUCGAUCUGGUGAGGUUGGUGAUCUACAAGCUUUUUGAACCACCUCUGUAUAACUCUCAUCGACAUUCAUAUACGUACAAGGCACACCUACAUGAGUAUCUCUAAAAGCAUACCAAGUACCUCUCACUUGAAAUGCAGAGACAUACAAAUUAUUACUCUCUCUGUCCCACCAAUCCUUUUGUUUUUGACUUUUAAAAAGAUUUAAGGAGAAUGUAUUGUGUUGUUGACUUUCUAAAAAUAUUUUAAGAUGUGAUGGAUAAAAGUAGGAUGUGACAAUGGAUAAAUUAACAGCAAAAAAGUGUGGUGUGAUAUAUAGGUUAAGAAUAAGUAGAGGUAAAAGAGACUUUUUAAUAGAAAUAUAAAAGAUUUUUUGAGACGGAUGAAAAAAGAAAAAAGGAAAAUUUUGUGGGACAGAAAGAGUAUUACUUAUCGUAACGGUAAUUUCAUUGCCGAUAGUCCUUGGCUUCGCAUUUCGGUAACUACCAUCUUCUUGGUAAGUCAAUAUUAAGCAGGCAUUCUCAAUCCGACACCCAUAAACUUCCCGCCAUUGACUAGGAUUGUUUUCUAUGACGGCCAAGUCCAACACAGGAAGAUCCGCCAUUUUGAAAAUCCUGAACAUAUAUAGAAUAACCAUGCAAAAAAAAUUAGGGUGGAGCUAUAUCCACACCAACUUUAGCUCAUGCCACUCCAUUUAUAAUGUAGAGACUAUUUUACCCUUUUUAAAUUCCUUCCUUGAGAGAAGCUUUCUUAUCUUCUCCCCCAUGGCCCCAUCCCAACCAUUCUAUUUCACUAAAUCAUUA